Molecule: messenger RNA, 1592 nt
Organism: Exaiptasia diaphana
Lineage: Eukaryota; Metazoa; Cnidaria; Anthozoa; Actiniaria; Aiptasiidae
Exons: 2
Coding region: 198-1592 (464 amino acids)
Molecular function (GO): ubiquitin-protein transferase activity
Source: RefSeq, a predicted model, not a curated record
UCCCCUCUCAAGUAGUACAAAUUCGAGUGAUCCUCCUUUUUAGGGGUGGGCAAUUCCUCUGACUUUUCCAAAUACUAUACUGUUCUAAGCAAAACCAUAACAGACAAUAAUGUAUCAUUCUUUUACAGGGUUGCAAGCCCAGUGCCAAUAAAAGUGAAUCCACUAAGUCAUGUCCAAUCUGCUUGGAGGAAAUUGCUAUGGGGGAGAUUGCAGCUAAACCAAACAAGUGUGAGGAUUUUUUUCAUGAUACAUGCCUCAAGGAAUGGUUAGUUAAUUGUAACUCAGAGGCAAAAUGCCCUACCUGCCAGAAAGUUUUUACUUCAACUGUGAGUGCCUCCAUUCCAAGCACCUCGAAUAGGAGCAGUUCAACACAAGGCAACGCAUGUGAGAUCGUGAACUCAUCAACUGAUGCUGGUAGUUCAUCUGUCAAAGCCACAUCAAGUUCAUCCACUUUCAACCAAKCCCAGUCAUCGACCAACCUCGACUAUAUGUAUCUUCAUAGACAGUAUGGAGAGAUACUUUAUGAUUCAGAUGAUUCAGUCCCAGAAGAAACUCAGGGUUUCAGUCAUGCAGAGACUGAAACAACAGCAACAGCAACCAGUACCACAUUAUCAGAGGACCUUGAAACAUUUUGUGAAACUAAAGCAAGAGAAUUGGAAGAAACAUCCUACAUAAGGUUUAAAGUGAGGAGAAACUCUCUGUGGCAAGAUGUAAAGUUCAAGUGUGACCGAAUAAAGAAGGACGAUAUUGAAGAAAACAGUUAUGUAAAAGUUCAGUUUGUAGKGGAGGCAGGGGUGGAUCAAGGGGGUCCAAAAAGAGAAUUUUUUUCUCUUAUCCAUAAGGAAGUAAGUUYUUCAUCAUUAUUUGUUGGAGAAGAAGGUAGUGGUAAAGUCUUUGCUCAUAAUUUAGUUGCACUUCAGCAAAAUGAGUACUAUAAAUAUGGUUUGUGUUGCGGUUUAGCAGUUCUUAAUGGUAGUAUGGGCCCUCAGUUUUUCUGUCCCCCAGUUGUUGACUACAUAUUACAUGGUGAUGUUAAGUAUGUCAAGUGUUCUAUUGAUAGUAUUCCCAAUCAGCCUGUUAAGGAAAAACUGAAAGAACUAGAUAGUUUAGAAGAACCACAGUUGUUUGAAGAGAAAGCAAUGUCCUAUUUCGGUGAAUCACUUCAAAAUAWGGGCUAUACAAAACCAGUAGUAUUUUCUGAUAAAAAUGAGUUCUUAAGAGCUACAAUAAUCCAUUAUACCAUUUCACACUGUCUUUGUGAAAUCAAUCAAUUUAUUGAUGGGAUGAAUGUGACUGGGGUGUUAACUGUCCUAAGGAAUCAUCCUUUUGAGGCCAGGGACAUAUUACAAUUUUCUGCUACUACUUUAACAGCUGAAUUACUAGAUGGCCUCUUUUCUGCACAUUUAUCUCCUGAAGGAAGCAACAAAAAUGCAAAAGAAAAGACCAUUCUUUUUUAUUGGAACCAGUUCUUGGAGGAUAUAGAACAAGGUCUUGUCAAAAGUGAGGUUUAUGAUUGCAAUACUGAGUCGAAUGUUACAGUAAANAUAGGAAGGCAUUUUUAUAAGGUGGUGGGGGGGGGGGGUUGGACUUAA